Molecule: messenger RNA, 1110 nt
Organism: Fomitopsis serialis
Lineage: Eukaryota; Fungi; Basidiomycota; Agaricomycetes; Polyporales; Fomitopsidaceae
Exons: 4
Coding region: 375-1031 (218 amino acids)
Source: RefSeq, a predicted model, not a curated record
AAAAGGCCGUCCAGUGUAACAAACGAAACCUAUGCCUGCUGUCCCCGAUAGCGAUGAAGAAACUACGUUGGCAUUGCAAUGUAAGCCGAGUGGCUUACCACAGUACUUCUGUACCUACCAAAUUCGGCGAGUCGUGUAUGUUCAGACGUUCACGGUCGCUCCUCUUUUGGUUGCGCGACGCUCUCUUUGUGGAACCCUUAGUCUAAGUUCAAUCGAACUUCGACUUACACAGUCUCAGGCUGAACCACCGAGUGUGCUCUGCCGAACAAGCCCGGCAGAUUCAUAGACAAGGACGUUCGCCCGGUCUAUGCUGAAUUCGAUCUCUUUGGACGAGGGACCACUGUCAUCAGGCUAAGCGGGGUCUAGCGGAAAAGAUGUGUGGCUCGGAACCGCUUGUCGCGAAGAUGGCAUGGCCCCACAAGCACCGUGAAACUGAAGACACCAUGAUCCGCGCUGUUCGUAAGACUCUGGCUCACAAGAAGGACAAGUACGUGGCGCACAGUACCAUGGACCUGAAGCGCGCAGUAACGAGGAGCAUCGACUCGGAGAUGGAGUUACCCCGCGUCGCGACUGGGAUCGUCCGGGAGGAGUAUCAGGAUCUUCGAGUCUGCCGGACUCUGAUACUCAAGCGAUACCAACUCUUGCAUGUCAUUGGAUCUGCGGGGAAGUCUCACACUGUGUUCGUUCACGUUGUUCGCGCUCAUUACUGGGUUUAUGAGACAUCCAAGAUAUUGCACCGUGAUAUCAACAUCAAGUACAUUAUGUGGUAUAUGCGGGACGGUCAAAUCAUCGGCGUGCUAUGUGAUUGGGACCUCGUCGAGGAACACAGCAAAGGUGACCGCCGGUCCAUCCGACCUGCAGACGGGACGAACGCUUCCUCGCCAUCAAUCGCGAGCACCAGCAAACAGGCGAGCCAUUCAGAUGAGCCUGAGGGCGCGCAAAAUCCGAGGUAUCGCGCCGGCACAGGUCAAUCCAAGGCCCUGGACCUGCUACGACUCGGAGAGGGCCUACCUUCACAAGUAUCGCCAUGACCUCGAGUCAUUUUUCUAUGUCUACGUCUACGUUGCCUCCGCGUACGAUCCGCUGAAUAAUGUGUUCGGGUACAUCGCA